AUGGUCUGCCCCUCCUAUGGGGAUGGUUGGUCUCACCUUUAUGCAUUGUUGGUGAUAGGUUCUAUCUCCAUUUCCAUGAAGCAUAGCUUGAAAAACCCGCUGACGGACACAAUCAUCAACUCAGAGGAUGGUCUACACUGGCCCAUAGAAGUGCUCGGCAUCAUCAAGACAUCUCAGCUGAGAAGCCUCUUUAUUUUUUCAUCAUAUUGGGGGAUUGCUCAGAGCGGGGGGCAUGUCUCGAAGCCACAUGUUCUCGAAACAAGGGCCUCUCGGGUAAUAGUUCUCUGCAUCACCUACUUGACCCAUAAUAUUUUGGGUGGUCAGCCCAUCAUCAUGCAAUGGUCAUCACUGCCUCUGGACAAGAUGCCUUGCCGGGUCUCCUCAAUUGAAUGCCCAUUCGUACCUAUCACUCCUUUGGCUUCAGCAUCGGUUAAGCGGGGUUCUCAUAAUCUUAGAGAUCCUAGAUACAUGACAAAUGGGGUCUUAUGUUGCUCCAACGAAGGCAACGAUAAUGACCAGCUAUCAAGAAGGGCUCGGCAAUUCUCUUUUAGAGCCUUGGAGGUUGUUGGCACUACAAUACUAUGGCCCGACGCCUAUGUCCCUAGGCACUCCUUGAUUCAUGAGAGCUGCACAGCAUCUUCAAAAAAGCCGGUAACACAGCAUAAAUGA
This is a messenger RNA of Ilex paraguariensis (yerba mate), 669 nucleotides long. The record is from the annotation of a GenBank genome assembly. Lineage: Eukaryota; Viridiplantae; Streptophyta; Magnoliopsida; Aquifoliales; Aquifoliaceae.